AUGGAGGAGUGGCAGGAAGAACAUAGGUGGAAGAAUGGCAAGGAGAAUAUAGAUGGAGGAGUGGCAGGGAGAAGGGCAAAUGGUCUGCGGCGUCGUGGGAGACAGACCUACACCAGGUACCAGACUCUCGAGCUGGAGAAGGAGUUCCACACAAACCACUACCUUACUCGGCGAAGAAGAAUAGAAAUGGCGCACGCCCUCUGCCUCACCGAGCGACAGAUCAAGAUAUGGUUCCAGAACCGAAGGAUGAAGCUGAAGAAGGAGAUCCAGGCGAUUAAGGAACUUAACGAGCAGGAGAAACAAGCUCAGGCGUCGAAACUAGCACAACAGAAUGCCGCGAACAAUGCCCAGUCCAUGACCGCGAACCAGGGGGCGGGAGGGGGGCCCG
Molecule: messenger RNA, 388 nt
Organism: Procambarus clarkii (red swamp crayfish)
Lineage: Eukaryota; Metazoa; Arthropoda; Malacostraca; Decapoda; Cambaridae
Source: RefSeq, a predicted model, not a curated record